CCAAUAUGCAAAUGAAGCAAAUAGUUAUAAACAACAUGGAGUCCAUGGAUUCGAGAAGGGUGUCCAUGGAUCAUCUUAAAGUUGAAGGGACUGUAUAGCUAUAAGCAUGGAAGGAAAAUCAAAAACAUAUUUGAUUUCAAAGAAAAAUAUAUACUGGACAUUGUGCAAUUGACAGGCACAAUUAUAGCAAAACAGAAAAAGAAGAAGACACAUAAUUUUAUAUGAAAUACUGGAGAAAUUUGGAUAGAUAUCUAUAUAAACAGAGAGAGAAAGAAUUUUUUAAAAAAAUAUUAGUGGGAAACACUAACUAUUCCUCACAAUGAAUCGUUACAAUAUUUCAAAACAGCUUGGAGAUGGGACAUAUGGCAGUGUAUUACUGGCCACUGCAGCAGAGUCAGGGGAAAAAGUGGCUAUUAAAAAAAUGAAGAAAAAGUACUACUCGUGGGACGAAUGCUUAAAUCUAAGGGAGGUCAAGUCCUUACGAAAGUUGAACCAUGCCAAUAUAGUCAAGUUGAAAGAAGUAAUCAGAGAAAAUGAUCAACUGUUUUUUGUUUUUGAAUUCAUGAAGGAGAAUUUAUAUGACAUGAUGAAAUCGAGAGACAAACUCUUUCCUGAAUCUGCUAUUAGAAACAUUACAUAUCAGGUGAUGCAGGGGCUUGCUUUUAUGCAUAAACAUGGCUUUUUCCACAGAGAUUUAAAGCCAGAGAACAUUCUGACCUCAGACCUAGAUUUAGUUAAAAUAGCAGACUUUGGCUUGGCCAGAGAGACACGGUCACGGCCACCUUACACUGACUAUGUGUCCACUAGAUGGUAUCGUGCCCCAGAAGUCCUUCUCAGGUCCACCAAUUACAGCUCCCCUAUUGACAUGUGGGCAGUUGGGUGUAUCAUGGCAGAACUGUACACGUUACGCCCUCUUUUUCCUGGAAGUAGUGAAAUUGACGAGAUUUUUAAAAUCUGCUCUGUCCUGGGCACGCCAACAAAGAUGGACUGGCCAGAGGGACAUCAAUUAGCAGCAGCCAUGAACUUCAGGUGGCCACAAUGUGUUCCCACCAAUCUUAAGACACUUAUCCCAAAUGCUAGCAAUGAUGCUAUCAGUCUCAUGAGAGAUCUCUUGCUCUGGGACCCUAAGAAACGGCCAACAGCGAGUCAGGCACUUCGAUAUCCUUAUUUCCAAGUUGGUCAGAAUCUUGGAGUUAAUACAACACAAACACCGCAACAGAGGAACACUGUGUCUUCUCAUCAGGCCCCCCAGCAAGUGCACAGGCCUUUACAAGAGCAGAAACAGAAUGUGUUACCUGCCAUACCUAACCAAGCACAGAAACAGACAACAAAUGAAUUUACUACAACUAAAAAGAGUGGUACAUCACGGAAGCGCUGGGGUGCUGGUCAUGACAGCUGGGAUGACUGGGAUGACAUGGACUUUAGUUCUAGUAUAAACAAAAAGCCAUUGGCUCAUGUAGGAAAGAAACAGACGGAUGAUGACUUCUUGAGUAGUCUUAAAGAGAAGCCUGUCCACAAGCCAGUUGGUGCUGUUGGUAGAAUGGGCUCUGGGAGAUCCUCAGCAUCUUCAGCAAAGCAACAUUACUUGAACAAGGCCAGGUAUCUACCAGGUAUCAACACACGAGAAAGUGCCAAAUACAGUGCCUCUACUUGGGGGACAAAUAAAGCCAAUGUAGGGACCAUGAACAUUAACAGGACAAAUAAUGCUAAUGCAGGGGGCACUACAACAGGCUAUGUCCCCUCCUUCUUGGGCUCUGCAAAUAAAAACAAUUAUGGAGCUGGAGGCUGGAAAAGACAGCAGCCCACAGUGUUACCGUCACUUAAUAAGAAUUCGGCAGGUGUCCGGUCAGGGCAGCAGGUGCAGGUCACUGGAAGGACGGACUGGGCAGCUAAAUACUUGAAGUGAUUCUAUAGAUGUCUGUAAAGGCUGUUAAAUUGAUCAGCAAACCAGAGGAGAAAAAUCUUUAAAUGAAGAAAAAAGAAUCAUGAACUCUGCGAUUUGCAAAGAAAUAUCUAGCUUAUGACAAUCGAGCAGUUUUAUGAAAAGACAGAUUUAAAGAACAUGUUGUGUAAGUCCAGUUUUAAGUUACAUUAAGGAGUCCUACAAGACUAAGUGCACGUUUGUUGAUCAUAUAUCAACUGCUGUUAUAGGAAUGGUACAGAGAUCUUGUUAAUUUUAUGUACAUAUAGAAUCUGAACAGAUCUUUGAUGGUGUUCCUCAUUCAUUGUGGAUCAUAUAAUGCAUCAAAUAUUUAUUGACAUUAUGAAAUUUCUCACAUUGUUCAUUUCAAGUUUGUUUUUAAAUAUCAAUCAUCUUUGCAAUGUAUAUAUUAUAGCUAUAUAAGCAGAUAUUUUACAACUAAAAUAACAUGUUGUACUGGUUGUAUAAAUAGUUUUUCUGAACUGUACAAUGUAGUUCAUAUUAAUGUGCGACUUUAUUUAAUGAUAUGACAUUUCCAUGACUAGUGAUGACUUUUUGUCAGUCUGCUUCAUGAAUAUCCAUUUGAUUCUUCAAUUUAACUUUCCCUCCUAUUUUUUUAAUUGCCUUUGAAUGUUUUAGAUCUUACAUGUUGCUAUGCUUUAGCUGUAAAAUUGCUUUUGGAAAACAUAAUAACAGUCAGUCAAAAUCAGAUAUACCAGUGGAAAAAAUGCAGAAGCACAAUGUAUCUUAAAAAUUGAUCUAGAAAGUGAAUGAAAGAUGACCCAUUGGACAUCAGCACUGUACACCCUCAUUUCAGGAUUUGUUCAUAAUGAUUAUUCAUAUUUCAUUUCUUUAUGACUACUGACUAUAAAUAUUUUUAAUUAUUAUAAUUGCUUUACUGGCCUAGUUUAGGAUGUAUAUUUGUCAUGCAGUCAACCUGAACAGAGAAUUUUUUUAAAUUCAUUAUUUGAAACUUGGAAUGUACCUGUCAUGAAUGCAAUAUUACUUGCUUGGUUGUAGUUUACCAAAUGAUACAUCUCUGUAUAUUAAAAUUACAGAAUAAAUCUCUUAUUGUAAAUUUA
Lingula anatina is the source of this 3003-nucleotide messenger RNA. RefSeq names its product serine/threonine-protein kinase ICK. The record is from RefSeq and is a predicted model, not a curated record. Gene Ontology annotation, biological process: protein phosphorylation. Lineage: Eukaryota; Metazoa; Brachiopoda; Lingulata; Lingulida; Lingulidae. Gene Ontology annotation, molecular function: protein kinase activity; ATP binding.